AAAAUCGUCGAGUCAUUCAUAACCGCAGACCACACAAUACUUGGAAUGACGCCGCUAGCCAAACCAGUCAACCUAGCCGACAACAGCGGAGAUUUAAUUGGAGAAAUAGAGGAUUGACGAUUAAUCAGCCACAAAGUACCUUAAAACCAGUGACACCAAAAACCACUUCUGCAACCAGUGUUACUAGAAGCUGGGAUCACGUCACACGGCAAGUAUCCCCUCAGCCAAUAUACACAACAUCUCCUCCACCAGUAAUACGACAAAACGUCAAGUCGGCCGUAGUACAUAACAGAUGGAACAACCAUCGCUUGGGAAAUACAAUCAGCAACAAAGUUAAAACUGUGUCUACAAGUAAAGAAGUGAACAGUCGGCCAUCUUAUACACGUUCCAACUCUCCACACAGUACUAAACCCCAACUACACACUAAGCACACUUCUUCAACUUCCCCUAGAUGGCAGCGGACGAACAACAGGUUUAAUCGAAAUCAAAUGAACAAUCGCUUUCAAGCGAGGAAUCAGUGGAAUAAUAAAAGACAGCAGCAAUCGUCCUCAGUUGGUAUCGUUUCACAACAGCGCUCAUAUCAGAAUGCCAAAGCUGCACGACACUCUCCCGUUCAAGGCGACACAAGAAGACAAUCUCCUGCUCGUGGCGAGUUCAUAGCCUCAUCUGUAAAACAAUCAAGGAAGCCCAACAAAGCGGUACAGGGUGUUAAACGCUUUCCGGUGGACCAAUCAUCACACAACUCACAGACUGCUGAACUCCAAAGUCCAGAUAACCGGUUUUCAAAUGCUGUGUAUCCCAAUCACGUUAAGACUCCCCAGAGAACAAUGUAUAGACCCAAAACAAAAUAUUUCAACUCCAGAAGUGGAACAGUGAAUAUGGAUGCUUCUCCGGGGGCUUCUAAAUAUACAGCAUCUAGAGCAGGACUUUCCUUUCCAUCUAGUUUACCAAGGACUGGAUCAUCGACUGGUGCCACUAAGUGGAGUGCCCCUACAUCGCAGGGAACCACAACAUACAACCAUAGAACCAAACAGUCAUCGUCUGGCCAAGUCAAUAAUAGGAGGUUUGUUCCAUCGUCGAACGUGGCAACCCUUUCCACAUCUUCCCGUCGGUUUACCCCACAACAGGCUCAGGUGGAUAACGUAUCAAAUGCCCGUCGAGGUUAUCAGCAGAUUAACACACGCACUCAGGAAGUCUACGGAACCACCGGAAAUAGCCAGAUUAAGAAACAAAUGCCAGUUGAUUCCACCACUAACAAUAGGGAAUCACCAGCAACUCCAUCAUUAGUAUCCGGGUCUCUAAACCAAUGGUCAAAUCCAGCAACAUCUCAAAAAAUUGAGUCCGAAUCGUCACCACCGAAUACACGAAUUAAACCAGCUCGUUCACCUUCUGAAGCCCUGAGUGGAUCUGUAUCGGAGUCAUCUUCGCCAACAUUAAUAUCCCAAAAUGCAUGGAGCUCUUCUUUCAAUAGAAAUACACCACAUCAUCAACAACAACAGGAACCAUCGUCCGACAGAAAUGUGCCUACCUCUGUUGUGAAAUCAGUACAAGCCACACACAGCGUGGAAGAAUCAGCUAUCGCACCUGCUGUUAAAACAGAGUCAUCUCAGCCAUAUGGCCAAUACCAAGAAAUAAGAGAUCAGCAGCCGUCCACAUUAUCUACCGCCAAUAACUGGGACAGUAAAUCUACGUCAAUAUCGGCGACAUCUUUUGUUCCCAACACUGCUACGAGAACAUCUGUAAAGCACCAAUCUAUGGUGACACUUUUUAAUGAGAAUGAGCCAAUACCAUCGUUUGAGGCAAUGGGUCUCGCAAGGCAACCAUCAGAAACGUGGUCGGCACCAAAUAAUGUAGAACUGUCAUCAAUUUCUCCUAGAAAGAUCUCUCCUAAGAUAGUUAACACACAGUCUCCUAAUACUGUUCAUAAAUCAUUAGCUAGACAUUUAAUUCGGGAAGGUACGAUGGAACAGGUUACAAAAACAAAAAUAGAAGGGAAUCCCAUAUUGAAGAAGAAGCAAAUAUCGAAAAUGCCAGCUACAAAUGAAGGUAGCACUUUCGACCACAUUUCCGUCAAUGGUCUAUCCACGAAAAAACCACAACAAAUCUACUUUUCGAAAAAUAUAGACUCUAAACCACAAACCGUCAACCAUGGUGCUUCCGAAGGACCGAUAGUAGCAGCAGGGAAUUCUAAAGAUAUGACAUUCUUUUCCUCCGACACUGAAUAUUAAUGGCGGAAAUGCGAACAAACCAAAAACGAAGCCUAAUAUUGCCACAACCCCAAGCAGUUUGGUUCCUUCUCCUCUUGAAAGUCCAUUGUUACACCAACAACAACAACACCAUCAACAACAACAACAAUCCUUUAUUCAAGGACCGAAAGAAGUUGAAAGUGGUUCUAGAAUAACGGUAGUCUCACGUACUGCCCCCGACACAUCCAGAGCUACAUCCCUUACUGCUCACGACACGUCUAGGAGUGCCUCACCUACCGCUCCCGACACGUCUAUAAGUGCAUCACCUACUGCUCCCGACACAUCUAGAGCUACAUCCCUUACUGCUCCCGCCACAUCUAGAGUUAAAUCACCUACCGCUCCCGACACAUCCAGAGAUACAUCCCUUACUGCUCCCGACACGUCUAGAAGUGCUUCACCUACUGCUCCCGACACCUCGAGAGGUGGUGCAUUAUCUACCCUCAAUAGUUUAUCAGCCACUUUGCAUGACAGGUCCAAAACUGAACCAGCUGUUGCUACAGGUAUAUUCAGGUCUACCUCAUUUGUUGCAACAGACACCUUACAGUCAGGACUUUCAGGACAACAACGCCACCAAAGCUCAGUAUCUAGUUUAUCUGCUUUGGACCAUCCCGAAACAGUCAACUUUCCAAAUCUUGAUACGGCAGCUUCGCUACCAAACACAAUUAGCAUUACAGAAAGAAAUAUAAAGACAGCAUCAUUUAGCAAUCAAGAUAAAAAUUCAGCUUCGACUACGGGAAUAUUUUCUGCAAAUCAAGGGAAUAAAAAUAGCGUAUCUUCCCCGCCCCGAGAAUCGCAACGAUCAACAUCCGGGUCUGUUUCCAUAAGUAAGCCAAACAAAGUACAAGAUAGUUUAACUGAGAAUACCUUGGAGAAAGUGAAGAUUUCCGGGUCACUUUCAACCGGCCAAGAAGACAAUGGACCACGUCUGAGUCAACAAUCGAUGGUUUUACAUCAUAAUAUUGACGUCAUACAGUCAGGAACCAAUAGUAUUAAUCAGGGUGGAGCCUCACUAAGCACAGCACCAUCUGGUGUCGACGUCAGUCACACGAAUACAGCAUAUGAAACGUCCCGACCGGACAAUUCACAGCAAUUACAGCAACCAGCAUUACAACCUGUAUCUUUUAUAGAUUCCAUCAAUAAAGAAAUGGCGGAGUUAACAGCACAAAAUAGGAUACCUUCUGCCAACCAUGAAAAGAAAAUUCGGGUUAUUGUCCCUAAAAAUAACAAUGAAUGGGAUACCAUUGUUCCCUCUGUACCUAAUAUAUUGGCGUCUAUGGGAAGACCAAAACUCUCAUUCGGUUUCGACCCUGGAAACACAGUGCAACAAAUCAAACGUAUCCCUAUAAAUGAUUUAAAUAAUAAAGUGAUUCCCACAGAUAAUGUUUAUAAGAAAUCAAAACAAUCUAAUGUUCAAUCAAUUUUAGAUAUGGCAUUUGGAACAUCCAAUUAUGUAACGUCUGGAAAACGACGUGAGAAAACGAUAGCAGAAAAUACAAAUUCGGGAAAAACUGAGUACGAAUCAUCAAAAAUUGAUUUUGUACAGUAUAAUACCGUGGACCGGAGACAAGCACAAUCAGAUCCCAUAAAAGAUGUACAAGAAAUGUAUGGCGUAUUCAGUGGUGCAUUACCAAACUUUGGCCAAUCACCCUUUAACGUUGGUCUUCCCGGGGACCAAGUCUACAUACCGACCUUAUUAAUGACACAACAGCAAAAACUAGGAUCCCAGCCGACAGAAAAGAACAUAGUACGUGACCAACUCUCAGGAAGACUUGAAGCGUCGCCAAUGGACACUGGUAGAAAACAGCAGGACGGUAAAACAAUAAGUAGCCAAACAGUUAAUCAAGUGAUUGAUCGCCUACCUACCAGGCACCAAAGGGAGAAUAACAAAGACUCAGUAUUAAACGCUAAUGAUAGAUUAACUUCCAAUAAUGAGGUAAAUACCGGUUUACAGAAACAUCUUGGGAGACGUAUUCAGCAAGACUCUGCUGCCGUAAACAGUGUAGGUCUUUCCCAGCCAGUCAAAGGAACACCACAAAGUGUCGGGGUGAUGACCUCUUCGACAGUCGCUACAACUGUGGCGCCGGCUUUCCCCACUCGCAAAUUAACGACAUCUCAUGUCAUUCUUGAGCGGCUCUUCGACUAUAACGCUCUGGUUACCACGACUCCCCUACCAGUAACGAGAAAUAGAGAUGCUGUUUACACACAAAUGAAGAAUGGUCCUUUUGUGGAAGGAAAUAAGGUUACCGGAGCCUUAAAAGAUCUGACUACUACGUCUGUGAAUCAGAAUAACGUGAUUGAUAAUACAAAAAAAAUCUCCGGACCGCCUAAAGACGGAAAGGAAAUGACCGUACCAGAGAAACAAAAUGUUAGAUCUACUUUUAAUGGAAAUGAAAAUGUAUUUACAACUCGCGUCACGAAAACGGAAACCAUAAAUACACUAGGAAACACAAAAGCCUCCAACCCAGAAAGUCGAAGCUUGGUUACUUUCUCCAACCAGCAUCAGCCUAGCUUUGUUUCCAACAGUCACAACAAGAUACGAAAUACCGCCAUGCCAGGUUGGAAUGCUGACUAUUCUGUAGCGAACAGUUUAUCAGGGUUUGGAAAUUUAGAUUUAAAGGUAGAAAGUGCCAUUAAAACUAAAAUCCCUUCAUCAUCUACUGGUAUAUCCGGAGAAGGUAAAGGCGCUGAGACCAUUAAUCAGAAGAAUGUAGGUUCUUCGGUUCAACCUUUGACUGUUACGCCUAUCGUCGUGGGCACAAACGGAAAAUCGUUAAUUGAGAAAGUGGUUACUGGUGAUACCAGUUUAAGUAGCGUUAGCAAGAACAAUGCCAAAACUCAAGCGAAAUCAACAGAAACAAAAGGCAACGAGCCUGCUACAAUCAGUCUGAGUAAUCCGUCGGGUGGGCAAAUUAUUAGUGGCGACUCAAGCUCGAUCAGCCUGGUGUCACGUAACACGCUGGAGUAUGGCCUGGACAAAACGGCAAAAGACAGUCAGGACCAACUCAAGCCAACAGGAAAACAUGGAAUAACAGCUAAUACACAAACUGUUUUCUCUGUUCCACCCAGAGCGGGAAAUGGUAAUAUCAAUGACCAGAAAACCGAAAAGAUAGAAGCAAAUGUUGGAAAAACGAGCAAAUUUCAAAAUGCCGGAAAAAAUCUAAACAAAUUUUCUUCGGAUAAAAGGAACUUCUUAAGACACCAUGGAAUGAAUGCAGAUUUCAGAGAUCCAGGAUUACAUAGUUUAAGCAUUGGCUCCUCAUUUGGAGAUGUUAGAGGGGAAAGCAGAAAAUUACCGGCAAAGGCAAAGUGGCCAGUAAACAAGAAACAAAAUAGAAAGUCUUCAUAUAAAUUCAGUCGUGUUGUAAAAUCCGGUCUUAGAAAGAAUAGACCCAACAGAACACCUCUUCCUUCUUCCAGGCUCCAACACAAGAAAAGUUAUCGAACAGCAGGUACAAUAAGGAGGAGGCAUCACUAUAAGACGGGUUGAUAAAUACAUUUAACAGAGGGAAAUGUUAUAUAGCACAAGGGAGGGUAUUCAGUCUCAUUGUAUUUCAAAUUCUAUUAUGUUUAUUUUCAUGAACAUUUUUGGCACGUAACUGAUUACGGUUGAGGCCGUCUUCUCAAUCUAAACUGAUAGAGAGAUACUUUCUUAUUGAGAGAAGUGGCAGGAACGGAAACAAUCCGUUUAAUAGAAAAAUCAGAAAAAGAGGUUACGUAAGGAUUGGAAAUAAAGUUGUACGUAUCAAAAUUUUGUGAUGUCAUCUUCCGAUAUGAAAACUUAGCAAUCAUUUAUUAUUCUUGUAUAUCUUUUCUGAUACAGGUGACUAGGAUGGAAUACCUUAACAGGUUUAGUAGAGUAUUAGUCAUUGUAACAGCAUCACUUGUUUAUCCACAUACAAAGCAAGUAUGCGUGAAAACAGCAGGUCCUCAUAAGGAAAGUAUGCUUACCGGAAACACUAACACAGGUCACGUGGUCAAUGCUAGCACGUGAUGUUAACAAACAUAUGAACUUAACGAUUCUACGGAACAUACAUAGAUUAAUAUGUAAUAACACAACAAAAAAACAAUAGCAUAACAUGACCACGAACAUGCGAGUUGUUGAUUUUCACGAGAGCAUUUUCAUCUUUAUAUUCAGAUUUUAUUUUUUUAUAAAAAUAAAAUGUUACGGAAAAAAACUGUAUUAAAUGAAAUAUCAAAGUGAUAACUAUUUUGUUGUUAAUAAUAUUACUAGUUAGACUGACAUUAUUUUGAAAUAACUUCAUUCUAAUAUAUAACAUUUUAGCUUGUUAUUGAGCAUAUCUGAGUACCAAACAUAGCUGUUAUUCAGAUUACUGUAUAUCGAAAUAAAAUUCAGUUUCAAUAAAUACUUUUGUUUCAUAGACAUGCCA
Molecule: messenger RNA, 6634 nt
Organism: Pecten maximus
Lineage: Eukaryota; Metazoa; Mollusca; Bivalvia; Pectinida; Pectinidae
Exons: 3
Coding region: 3187-5733 (848 amino acids)
Source: RefSeq, a predicted model, not a curated record